Eupeodes corollae is the source of this 1282-nucleotide messenger RNA. RefSeq names its product transcription factor Ouib-like. The transcript has 5 exons. Gene Ontology annotation, molecular function: zinc ion binding; DNA-binding transcription factor activity, RNA polymerase II-specific; RNA polymerase II cis-regulatory region sequence-specific DNA binding. The record is from RefSeq and is a predicted model, not a curated record. NCBI's taxonomy places the organism in Eukaryota, Metazoa, Arthropoda, Insecta, Diptera, Syrphidae. Bases 151 to 1179 code for a protein of 342 amino acids. Gene Ontology annotation, cellular component: nucleus. Gene Ontology annotation, biological process: regulation of transcription by RNA polymerase II.
CCAAUGACAAACGUCAACAAAGCCAAUAUUUUUUUCACGCUACUUAAUUAUUUUUGUUUCUAUUGAAAUUGAAAUUGUUUAAUAAAUACAAUUAUUCUUCAAAAACCUAUUCGGUUUUUUUAAAUAAUAAUAAACAAAAGAGCAAAGAAAAUGAGUUCCGUAGAUUCUUGCAGAAUUUGUUUACUUCCAGACGAAAACUCUGUAAUGGAACCUCUUUUCAAAGAAUUCCCCGAAGAAAAUUUAAUAAUUGAAAAAAUUGAACUUUGCGGUGGCAUUAAAAUAGAAGUUCGGGAGGAUUUACCGAGGAAGAUCUGCGGACAGUGUUUAUUUUCCCUCAAUAUUUCCUAUAACUUUCGCAAUCUUUGUCAGACUAACGACUUGAAAUUGAAAGAUAUUUAUGUUACUGGAAAGGUAAAGAUAAAAGAUGAACCAGCAACAGAUCGCAAUUCAGUUUUGGAAAUUCAAGAUGCUACUCCAUUUAUGUCAGAACUUUCAAAUGAUUCUAGCGAUUAUGUCCCUUGUGGAGAUGACAUCAAAAACGAAGAAGCCGAAGAUGAUGACGAUGAAGAAGAAGAACCAGAAGACGAUAAAGAAUACAAACCAAUAAUUCAAAAUAAAAAGAAGAAAAAGAAAAUAGAUUCGCUUCCAUUUCCAGCACGACGAUUGGGACGGCGGCCGAAGAAAAAAGAAAUACAAAUUUGUGAAUUAUGUGGAAAUGUUUAUUCACGUCCCAGUCUUUUGGUUAUGCAUAUGCGAAGGCAUGCUGAUGUCAAACCAUUUAGCUGCGAAAUAUGCCAGAAAAGGUUUACCUGUCAAUCAGAAAUUAAUCGUCAUAUGAGAGUUCAUACCGGUGUACGUCCGUUUAAAUGUCAAUAUUGCGAUAGGAGAUUCAGUGAUCGCAGCACAAAUAUUAAACACGAACGUACUCAUACAAAUGAGCGUCCAUUCGAGUGUCUGACAUGCGGCAAAGCUUUCACUUAUUCAAAUGUCCUCAAAAACCAUAUGCUUACACAUACAGGCGAAAAACGUUUUAAAUGUGAAAUUUGCAACAAAACAUUCUCUCGUACCCAUCAAUUGAAGCAACAUCUCCUCACAAUAAUCCACCAACAAAAGGAAGCCCAAAUGAAUCUUUACACCAAAGUGGAAGUAAUAAGCAAUGACGAUGUCAUAACCAGUUAAAUUUAUAUACCUAAUCUAAUUAAUAGUAAUUUGAUAAUAAUUUGCGUUUGAUAACUCUAAAAAAGAAAAAUAAAAAAAAAAUAAAGUAUCGUGGAUAAAGCUA